AUGGUCGGCGCAUUUUUGUUUGUACUCGCGUCAGGCUAUAUAUGGUCCAUUGUCCUCGUCAUGGUCAUUUCCAUACUUGUGUAUCGUGAAGUCAUUCAGAUUGCAUAUAUGCCAGGCAAAGAUAAGAAUGUACGAUGGUUCAAAACAAUGAGCUGGUAUUUCUUGAUCAUUACAGAAUACUACCUGUAUGGUGAAUCCAUCAUUUAUUACUUCAAAGAAAUUGUCAUGGUGGAUGCACUAUUACUUCCAUUUGCCACCCAUCAUCGAUUCAUCAGUUUUAUCCUCUAUGUCAUCGGAUUUGUUUUCUUUGUGAUGAAUUUACAAAAAGGACAAUAUCGGUUCCAAAUGGCUCAGUUUGGUUGGACACAUAUGGCUUUGUUCCUCAUCGUCGUUCAAAGCCAUUUCAUCGUCGACAAUAUUCUGGAAGGAUUAAUUUGGUUUAUUCUACCUGUUGCUCUAGUCGUUUGCAAUGACGUUUUUGCUUACAUCUGCGGCUUCUUCUGGGGCCGUACACCCCUCAUUCAACUCAGUCCCAAGAAGACCGUCGAAGGUUUCGUAGGAGCCUUUAUUUGUACUCUUAUCCUUGGCUUCAUCGCUACCACCAUCUUGAUGCGUUUCGACUAUCUGACAUGCCCGGUUCAGGAUUUGGGGGCUGCUGCAUGGUCUCACGUAUCUUGUGAACCAAAGAAUCCCGUAUUUACGGCCGCGGCUUGGAGAUUACCUGCUAUUGUUCGCUAUGUCAUAAAGGCAUUGUCUUUCAAGGAUGUCCCUGAGGUCAAAAUUGCUCCUGUACAACUCCACGCUAUCGUUAUGGCUUGCUUUGCUUCCUUGAUUGCCCCAUUUGGUGGUUUCUUUGCCAGUGCAGUCAAGCGCGCUUUCAAAAUUAAAGAUUUUGGCCACAGUAUUCCUGGUCACGGCGGUCUUACUGAUCGCAUGGAUUGUCAAUUCCUCAUGGGUCUCUUUGCCUACAUGUACUAUCAAAGCUUUAUCAAGAUGUACAAUGUCUCUGUGGGAACCAUUCUUGCCUUGGUGAUCAAUAAUAUGGGCCCUGAGGAACAGCUUGAAUUGGUGGAGAGACUGCAGACCUACUUGGGUAAUCAACAACAUCUCUCAAGCAACAUUGAUGCUGUCGUUGCAAAAGCACAGCACUUGUGGGGCCGUUGA
Radiomyces spectabilis is the source of this 1164-nucleotide messenger RNA. Its product is annotated as phosphatidate cytidylyltransferase. NCBI's taxonomy places the organism in Eukaryota, Fungi, Mucoromycota, Mucoromycetes, Mucorales, Radiomycetaceae. The transcript has 8 exons. The record is from RefSeq and is a predicted model, not a curated record. Gene Ontology annotation, cellular component: endoplasmic reticulum membrane. The coding region runs from base 1 to 1164 and encodes 387 amino acids. Gene Ontology annotation, molecular function: phosphatidate cytidylyltransferase activity.